Molecule: messenger RNA, 4562 nt
Organism: Anastrepha obliqua
Lineage: Eukaryota; Metazoa; Arthropoda; Insecta; Diptera; Tephritidae
Gene: l(2)gl
Product: lethal(2) giant larvae protein
Exons: 11
Coding region: 225-3722 (1165 amino acids)
Biological process (GO): establishment of spindle orientation; cortical actin cytoskeleton organization; regulation of Notch signaling pathway
Cellular component (GO): cytoplasm; cortical actin cytoskeleton; plasma membrane
Molecular function (GO): GTPase activator activity; syntaxin binding; myosin II binding
Source: RefSeq, a predicted model, not a curated record
AAUAUGUUUAUCGUUUCAGUCAAGAAAAAAAUGCCAAAUGCGUUGGGUGUUAUAUAUGGUGUUUUAGUAUCGCUCGUCGUAAAUAAAUACAAAUAACGUUGCAAAUGAAUAUUGUAGAAAUUUUGGGAAACUUGUUUGCAACUUAUUAAAUCGAUUUCGUUUUUAAACAACCAUUAAUUCGAAUACGUAAUAUAUUAUAUAUAUCAGCAAUACGGGAGGCCAAAAUGCUAAAAUUUAUACGUGGUAAAGGUCAACAACCAACAGCGGAGAGGCAGCGUCUGCAAAAAGAGCUCUUUUCAUAUAGAAAGACUGUACAACAUGGAUUUCCUCACAAACCUUCUGCGAUUGCCUAUGAUCCGAUUUCCAAACUCAUGGCCAUAGGCACACAAACAGGUGCUAUCAAGGUAUUCGGUCAGCCUGGUGUAGAGUUCUACGGGCAACACACGUUAAUAAGCAAUUCAGCGGCCGAACUCAACGUGCAGCUUUUAGAAUGGGUAUACGGUACCGGGCGUGUACUCUCGUUGACUGCCUCAAAUCAUUUGAUUUUAUGGGAGCCUAUUGGUGCAUCGCUGGUUGCCAUCAAGACAUUACCUUUUGACGGAAAAUUGAAGAAAGUGUCGUCCCUUUGCUGUUCGUUAAAUAAAGACAUCGUAUGGAUUGGAACUGAAGGUGGCAAUAUAUAUCAAUUUGACCUGAAUUCGUUCGCAAUUCGUGAACCUGUAAUAUAUCACGAUGUUGUUCUCGAGCAAGUACCCUCCACAUACAAGUUAAAUCCAGGUGCUAUUGAGUCAAUACGUCAAUUACCGAACGCACACAAUAAGCUGUUGAUUGCAUACAAUCGUGGACUUUGUGUGUUGUGGGAUCUAGAAACAUCUUUAGUUGUGCGCGCGUACAUUGCACCAGGUCAUGGACAGAGCGUAGGUCUAUUUGUGAAUGCGUCUGGAACUCAGUUUACUUGGUAUCAUGCUGAUGGCUCCUACGCCUCUUGGAAUUUGACCAACGCUGAAGCCCCAAAAAACGUCAACUACGUUCCUUAUGGGCCAGAUCCUUGCAAAAGCAUAAAUCAACUUUAUAAAGGCAAGCGCGGAACCGCUGAUGUUGUUAUAUUUUCUGGUGGCAUGCCACGCUCAACUUAUGGAGAUCAUAACUGUGUAUCAGUACAUUCAAGCGACGGCAGUAAAGUGUGCUUAGACUUCACUUCGAAAGUUAUCGAUUUCUUUGUGACGUUUCAAAAUAAUACGGACAAUGUCCAAGUCCUGGUUGUAUUACUCGAGGAAGAGUUCUGUGCUUAUGAUUUAACUGAUUCCAAAAUUCCUGUUAUUAAGGCCCCAUAUCUUCAUUCUGUUCAUGCUUCCGCGGUUACUUGCAAUCAUCUAGCAUCCCAAGUCAAACAGGAUGUCUAUGAUAAAAUUGUGCACGCAGGAGAAGAACAAGAUGCAGAGUGCAGUAGCAUAGAAUGGCCAAUAAAUGGCGGCAUUUUGGAGGCAGAACUGCCUGAUGAUAUUGACAGUGAUGAACGACUGUAUGAAAUACUAUUGACUGGCCAUGAAGACGGUUCAGUAAAAUUUUGGGAUUGUACUGAUGUUGUUUUAAAACCUCUGUACCAUUUUAGAACUGCGCCAUUGUUUGGGCAUGAGAACCAAGAUGACAUUCCGGUGGAUUCGACAGAACCUUUGGAUGACUCAGAACCACCAUUUCGAAAAGCAGGGCUAUUCGAUCCCUAUUCUGAUGAUCCCCGUUUAGCGGUAAAAAAAAUAGCUUUGUGUCCAAACACGGGACGGAUGAUUGUCGGAGGCACCGCUGGUCAAAUAGUUAUUGCUAACUUUGGUAUCAGCGAACUUGAAAAUAGUCCACUUAAAGUGAGUUCUAUGAAUCUAGUAAGUGAUCGUGAUGGUUUCGUUUGGAAGGGACACGAUCAGUUGACGGUACGUGAAAAUUUGCUUGACCCGGAUGCAGAUCCUGUGGGUGAUGCCGGUGUAGAAAUAACAGGCGUUUUACAAGUUCUUCCACCAGCAAGCAUAACAUGCUUGUCUCUGGAGGCGAAUUGGGGGUUGGUAGCUGGAGGUACUGCCCACGGCCUUGUUUUAUUUGAUUGCAAUACCUUUUUACCAGUUUUUCAUCGUUGCACUCUGAAUCCAAAUGAUUUAACAGGUGCAGGAGAGCAAUUGUCCCGCCGCAAAUCAUUUAAAAAGUCGUUACGUGAGUCGUUCCGAAAACUUCGUAAAGGCCGUUCUACGCGAAACAAUCCAUCACAAGUUCCAACAACGUUGGAAGCACGGCCGAUCGAACGGCAAGUAGAAGCUCGUUCUACAGAUGAUGGUAUGGGUUCUAUGGUCCGCUGUUUACAAUUCGCCAAGACUUUCAUAACCAAUGUGAAUAUAACAUCGCCCACAUUGUGGUCAGCCACAAACUCAAGCACGGUAUCAGUUUUUUUAUUACAUUUGCCAGCCGCUCAAACAGCUGCUACUAAUAUGCCACCUGUGAAUGAUAACGCAGCGGCUACAACAGCAGCUACGCAGCCACGACGCGUAUCCGCUCAACUGGCGAAAGAAAUUCAAUUGAAGCAUCGCGCACCUGUAGUUGGUAUCGCUAUAUUCGAUCAUAAUGGCUACCCAGUUGACCAACAAAGCAAUAAAAGUCCGAUUUCACCACCGCAUCGAUUGUUGAUUGCAUCCGAAGAACAAUUUAAAGUUUUCUCACUGCCACAACUAAAACCGAUCAACAAGUAUAAACUAACUGCAAAUGAGGGGGCCCGUGUACGACGCAUACACUUUUCUUCCUUCUCAUGUCGUUUGCCAGCUGAUUUAUUGGUGCACGGUUCUAGCGGUAGCCCUUCCAAAUCGCUUCCAACACGUUCACAAGAGAAUGCCCAAGAUAUAGCCAAUACUAGUGGAGGAAGUGGAGGAGAUCGCUUAUAUCAGGAAAUGGCGUUGCUUUGUCUAACGAAUAUGGGGGAUAUAAUGGCUCUUUCGGUUCCAGAAUUAAAACGUCAACUAAAUGCCGCAGCCAUCAGACGCGAGGACAUUAAUGGCAUUUCAUCACUUUGCUUUACAAAUGGUGGUGAAGCAUUAUAUAUGCUUUCAUCUUCUGAACUGCAACGCAUCUCUUUAGCGGCAACAAAAGUCGUAACACCACAAGGCGGCAUCGAAGUGGAAGAAUUGGUGGUUAAUGGCGAACAAAUUAACACAAACGCUGAUGAAAACCAAGAAUGCAUUGAUGCCACGAGUUCGAUUUCAGCAACGCACUCACAUGAGCCAGUAUCGAAAGAUGGGACAAAACCACUUGAAGUUGACACCGAUCUACAGAAGGGAGGCAUCGGUUUAACCAAUGGUGUUAGCUCAGCUAUGGAAAACAAUUCACCGAAUCGUGCCAAUGAAACAAUCACAAGCUCAAUCGGCGAUAUAACUGUAGACUCGGUGCGAGAUCAUCUGAACGCUACAACAACUACUUUAUGCACCACGACCACUGAAGAAACUGUCGGUCGACUGUCUGUAUUAAGCACCCAAACUAAUCAAACUUUGACCAGUGCAAAUAUGAAGGAUGUCACCGAUUUUAACAUACCGAACUUAAUGGAUUUGGCACCUUUAAGUAAUACAACGGAAACCAAUAGCAGCUCUGUGGUCAUCAAAUCAAUAAUCACUAGUAUAUCGCAUGAAAAGACUAAUGGGGAAACGGAAACAGUUACAUCAAAGACUACCAAGCGUGAAGAAAGUCAAUUUUAAAUUAAAUGUGAAAAAUUGUCCUGGUUCCCUCCAUCUACUUUCGGAAUCCAAAAAUACACAACGAUCCGAAAUACAUACAUAUAUUCAACUAUAAACGUUUUUUAUUGCCUUAAUUUACAACAUCUUCUACUUUAGUUUCAUCUACAAUGAACCAUGUUAAUAUGUCAAAAUUAUUGAAUUGUCCACUCUUUUUGCAUUUAACAUAUCCAUUUUAAGUUUUUUAUUUAAGAUGUGUCUAAUUUUUUACAAGCAUAGGGUGUGUUCGAGCUAUGCGAUAAAUACCACAGUAUUGCAGCCUUGUUACUUGGUACUCUGAUACUGAUAAUCUGCUCUAAUAUUACAGAACUAAUUUAGCAUAGAACGUAACAUUUUAAAGAAAUAGAAAAAUUAUUGAAUUUUGAACCUAUUUAAUAGAUGGUGAGAUAUUAAUGUAUAUGUAGGUUGGGGCCAUAUUCAAAAUGUUUCUUUAAAGUCGGUACUUUUCAUUUAUAUAUCUUUUUGCCCAGUAAUUUUCUCUAAAGAAUCGAUUUCUUUUUGAAAUCAAACUUAAACUUCAUCCAAUCGACAACUGACCAACAACUUGGAUCCUGUCGAGCUUUAUAUUCGAUAAUAACAAUGAAUAUAUAUAUAGAUUUCAAGAUUUUUUCAUAGAAGGUUUGAUAUUACCAAUGUUGCCGGAACUUUUGUUUAAAACGUGAUGCUAUGCAUCUAAAACUAAAUCUAUAAAAAGUAAUGCCCCGCAAUUGUUGAAGCUUGGUUCGAUCAUACCCAUAUUCACUGUUUGUCAUAAACUAUUAUUUGUUAGGAUUAUUACACUUCUCACCUUACAUUACUACAAUU